Messenger RNA from Papaver somniferum (opium poppy), 1189 nucleotides. Its product is annotated as protein DOG1-like 4. Gene Ontology annotation, biological process: DNA-templated transcription. The transcript has a single exon. Lineage: Eukaryota; Viridiplantae; Streptophyta; Magnoliopsida; Ranunculales; Papaveraceae. The record is from RefSeq and is a predicted model, not a curated record. Gene Ontology annotation, molecular function: sequence-specific DNA binding. The coding region runs from base 113 to 868 and encodes 251 amino acids.
UUUGAACGUAUCUGAUGAAUCACUGAAACUUAUUCAGGGUUUAGGGUUUACGAUUUCAGAAUUUCAAAAACAAGUAAAAAUCAUCAGAUCUGAAGAAAAAUAUUACUGAAAAAUGUCUCAUAAUCAACAACAAAGACAGCAGGAGCGGCAAAAUUCAUCAGACGAGGAUAACAAUAGAAGAAGAGAAGGAAAUACUGACGAGAUUUCGUUUGAACAGUUUCUUGAUGGAUGGUUGGCAAGACAACAGAGGUACUUGGCUGAACUAAUACACACCAACGCUAACGCUAAAGAAAUUCCAGAAGAAGAAUUAAAAUCUUUAAUCUCAAGAGUUCUUGGUCACUAUCAACAAUACUACGAAGCGAAAUCUACCGCAUCGCGCAGAGAUGUAUUCGUGUUAUUCUCACCGCCAUGGUUUAGUACAUACGAGCGUACGUUUUUAUGGAUCGCAGGAUUCAAACCGGGGCUACUUCUACGAAUCUUGAAUAAGGCGGUUAAAGAUUUGACUGAAGAUCAGUCGAUUAGAGUAAGAAGAAUAGAUACGGAAACUAAAGUGGCCGAAAGAGAAUUAAAUCAAGAAAUGGCAGCGAUUCAAGAACGAGUAGUAUCGCCGGGACUAGUUGAUUUAGCAAGACGAGGAGGGAGAUUAAUUGAUGGAGAAACAUUAGAUAGGGAUUCAGAAUUUCAAAGCUUGAAAGAAGCGAUGGAAGCUGUAGUUGUUGCUGCUGAUUAUCUGAGAGUUACGGUAACUAGAAAACUCGUCGAGGUAUUGAAUCCUGCUCAAGCAAUAAGUUUCUUAACUGCAGCAACUCAGCUUCAGGUAAGGAUUCGUGUUUGGGGUUCGCAAAUGGAACGGCGGAGAACAAACUGAUUUUGCUGAUUGAGUUUUUGACACUUUCUGCUGAAGGAAAGGAAUAUAUAGCUGUCGCCGAAGUGGUUUUAGAUUUUCUAAGGGUUCAGGGUCCUGAGCUUAAUUAGGAUUAGUCGGUCAGUGACGGUGAGGCUGAGAUUUUAUAUAUAAGCUUCUCUGCUUGGUUUUCUCUUCUUUUCUUUUUUGGUGAGCUUUUUCUUUCGACAUCAAUGGUCAAGAUAUAUCUUAUAUGGCACUCCUACUUGUGGAAAUCUGAAAAUUGUGAUAUAUUGAUAUUGCUACACAGGAAUAAGAAAAAGAUUAUUAACUUGUACCAGUUAA